ACUUGCGAGCUACUAUCAUGUGAUUGCUCGUCCAACGAGCUGCUGUUGACAGUAGCUGUGCUACCCCUUUUUGAUGAAGCAUUAAUUUAAACCAACAGGAGAACAUUCGUAUGAUAGUUGGAGAAGAUAAUUAGGCCCGUUUGUGACGGAGCAGAGGGAAGCGGGGUUGCGUCGUGUCGCCCCUCGGACGCGGACAUGGGUUGCUGUUACAGCAACGAGAGCGAGACCACAGAGCAGGACCCUGAUGAACGUAAGCCACUGAUCCCCCACCCGAACCCUGUCAGCAAACCCCCAAAUGGGACUGACUGGAUCACUACUAGUGUCCCCUCAGCGAGGACGGACGAACAGGCCCUCCUCACAUCCAUCCUCACCAAGACAGCACAGAAUAUCAUUGAUGUGUCAGCAGCUGACUCUGUCAUGAUGGAGCAGCACGAGUACAUGGACAAAGCUCGGCAAUACAGCACAAAGCUGGCCGUGUUGAGCAACACUCUGCCCCAGAAGAAAUCCCUCGCGCUCCCCUCGCUCACCAGCCAGCCCCACCAAGUGCUUGCGAGUGACCAGGUGCCAUACUCAGAUGUCCAGCAGGUAGCCAAGAUAGCAGCUUAUGCUCACAGUGCAAUUUCUCAAAUCAAAGUGGAUGCUAAAGAAGAACUAGUGGUCCAGUUUGCCAUUCCCUGAUUCUGCGACCCCUGACGCACACACUGUUCGUCCCAUCCCGCUCUCUCUGUGUCACUUCUGCAUCCUCGCCCUCCAGCCCAUCCUUUCAUUAAAGCCUCUUGGUUCUUGUGCUCCCUAGCUAUGCCUCCAACUGCUAUAAAGACAAGGACAAUGUAGGAUUGCACCCUACCGCUGUCUUCUAGUAUGCUUUAUGUGCGUUACAAGUUGUCAGCAUGGCCGAUGGAAGAUGGUCGACUGUAGCUGGGCCAUGCGUGCGUGCGUGUGUGUGUGUGUAUGCUCUCAUAUUUACAACAACAAGGCCUCCCCUGUAAGUGGAUCACAGACUUUGUCAGAACCAGCCGUGGAAAAAUCAUCUUUCAUCUUUCUUGGUAAAUUGCUCUUUAAAACGGUUUCCGGGCCGUCUCAGUAUCUAUAUCCUGUUAGUUUCCUCAGCCUUUAUACUCAGUCAGGCAAGGGUAGCUUAGCACCCCAGACUGUGAUGGCAUUGAAAAACACACCGUUUUCUUCUCGUGGAGAAGAGCUGUAUGAUGUUUGAUGCAUCAUACAGCUUCACUAUAGUCACUGAAAAAGGAGAAAUUGGGAAUAUCUGUGGCAUGGAACAAGGACCAUAGAUGAAAGGGCAAUGGUUUGGUGUAUUGACCAUUUACUAGAAUGAAAAUGUCUAGUUCAAAUGUCUUGAACUCUGUUCUUCUGUCCUUUUAAAACAAUUUGGAAAAAGGCUGCCAGAAAAGUGACUGUUUAGAAUGUUUUAAUGCACUAGUUCAGAUGUGUGCGGGUGAUAGUUGACCAUCAAACAUCCCACUGUCAUCUGGUGUCACCUCGCACUGAGAUUCACAUCCUGAUACAACCUGAACACAAAACAGUAAACUAACCUGACAUUGCACUGUAGUAAUGUUUAAAAUCUGACCGUGGUUAUUAGCUGCCUGGUGUGUAGUCUGUAAUUCCAGAUGAAAUCUAAAGGUAAAUCAUGAGUUAGCUGAGUGAGGAUGCAAACACAAGCAGGAGGGUGCUGGGGAGAUGGAGAUGGAGCUGUCUCGGGUCACAAGCUGUCGGGUUUUACAGACAUGUGUUUUCUAUCACUAAACAAAAAUGAGCAGGCAGACUUGAAAUAACUCAAUAUUUAAUAGCAGUGGAGGCAGACAGACAGACGGAGGGGGUUGAUGUGUGAAGGGUGCAGUGACCGAUAUUGUAUGUAUUCAUGCCGCCUUUGUACAGAAUAUUCUGAUGGACUAUAAAAACAUGAUGGCUUGUAUGAUGUUCCUCUUUUAGUAGAGUUGAUUGUCAGGAAUUGGCGAAGAUCUUUUGGCGGUAAAUAAAUGUUUUUAUCAAACGCAAGAAACCUUUUAAGGACUGCAUCUGUUGGCUUUUAAACGAAGCUUUCUGCUGCAGAUUGUAAUAUGAUUGAGUUAUUCCUUUUAAUCAGAAACUAACCAUUGUUGCAGUGUGGGUGAGCUCUUAACAAUAUAUGUACCACGGCAGAUAAAAUUAUCGGAGACCUUUUUGUGAUUAUUUAUUUGUGUGUUGACUCUGGUGAGCCGCUCUGGAGCCUCUAAAGGGAUGAGCUGCAAGGCCGUGAUCAAUCAAGCACACGGUCCAUUUGAGCUUUUUGCAAAGGGUACUCUGCAUUUCUUUUAGAUGUGUAAUAUCUUUAGGCUAGUACCAAAAAGUUUUAAGAUUUCUGUUUUGUUUUGUUUUAAUUCAUUAAAGUUUUUCAACAUAA
This is a messenger RNA of Gasterosteus aculeatus aculeatus (three-spined stickleback), 2398 nucleotides long. RefSeq names its product late endosomal/lysosomal adaptor, MAPK and MTOR activator 1 (gene lamtor1). The record is from RefSeq and is a predicted model, not a curated record. Gene Ontology annotation, cellular component: Ragulator complex; late endosome membrane; membrane raft. Lineage: Eukaryota; Metazoa; Chordata; Actinopteri; Perciformes; Gasterosteidae. Gene Ontology annotation, molecular function: molecular adaptor activity; guanyl-nucleotide exchange factor activity. Gene Ontology annotation, biological process: lysosome organization; regulation of receptor recycling; endosomal transport.